Thunnus maccoyii (southern bluefin tuna) is the source of this 4696-nucleotide messenger RNA. RefSeq names its product receptor tyrosine kinase-like orphan receptor 2 (gene ror2). Bases 418 to 3228 code for a protein of 936 amino acids. Gene Ontology annotation, molecular function: ATP binding; protein binding; transmembrane receptor protein tyrosine kinase activity. Gene Ontology annotation, biological process: protein phosphorylation; multicellular organism development; cell surface receptor protein tyrosine kinase signaling pathway. The record is from RefSeq and is a predicted model, not a curated record. Gene Ontology annotation, cellular component: signaling receptor complex. NCBI's taxonomy places the organism in Eukaryota, Metazoa, Chordata, Actinopteri, Scombriformes, Scombridae. The transcript has 9 exons.
GUAUGCUGGUUGUGAAGCUGCUGUGGUUCUGUCUGUAGAUGGGGCCCUCUGCAAAACCUUCUCGCACCUCUGUGUGCGCGUGUAAAUGCGUGCGUGCGUCCUUCCUGAGCUCGAGGAGGCCACUCUGGGACCAACAGCUCCGGAGGAGCCGCGCGGCUCUCGACGUCUCUGCCGGACUGAGCAGGGGAUGAACGCGGCUGUGUUUUCCUCUCUGAACCCGCAUCUGUCCCGUACCUUCAUGUCGGACUUCUCUGUGACCUGGAAUCAGAGCUUUCUGUGCGGACCCGGCUACUGACUUAGAAAAGAAGAAAAGGUGAACAUCCAACAGAGGAAGCUCGGCUUUUUAAACUGGAUGAAAGUAUCUUGAGUCAGAUUUUUGAUAUUUUGCUGCACAGGCUGUGAGUGGAUUCUGGCGCUAUGACCACCUCCAUGAAGAGUCUGCUCUGGGUGCUUUUCCUUGCUCUAAAUCUGAGAUGCGACGCUGAUCCCGGUCUGUUAGUGGAUGCAGAUGGUUUGGCUGAAGCUCAGAGUGGAGCCGCACCCACAGCUGAAGGUUAUUUCCUGGAAUUCCAGGAGCCAGUCAACAACAUCACCUACUUCCAGGGCGAGACAGCCACGCUGCACUGCAAAGUGAUUGGAAACCCUCGACCAAUCAUCCGCUGGCUGAAGAACGAUGCCCCUGUCGUCCAGGAGCAGGGACGUAUAAUGAUCCGCAAAACAGAAUCAGGAUCUAAGCUCCGCAUCCAGGACCUGGACACUACAGACACUGGCUAUUAUCAGUGUGUCGCCUCCAACUCGCUCAAGGUCAUCUCUGCCACAGGCGUACUUUACGUUAAGCUAGGACAGGUGCCCACGCAUGGCCCAGAUGAAGCGUCACGUGAUAAAGGUUUUUGCCAGCCAUACAGAGGCAUCGCCUGCGCUCGCUUCAUCGGAAACCAGAGCAUCUAUGUUGAAUCUCUGCAGAUGCAGGGUGAGAGUGAAAACCGCAUCACAGCUGCCUUCACAAUGAUUGGAACCUCCACCCACCUGUCGGAUCAGUGCUCCAGGUUUGCCAUCCCAUCCUUCUGCUACUUCGUCUUCCCUCUGUGUGAUGAGAGCUCCCGGGGUCCUCGGCGGCGUCAGCUAUGCCGAGAUGAGUGUGAGGCCCUGGAGAACGACCUGUGCCAUGCUGAGUACACCAUUGCCCGAUCCAAUCCCAUGAUCCUCAUGCAACUGGAGCUUCCUAGCUGCCACCUGCUGCCGCGGUCAGGCACGCCUGAUGCUGCUUCCUGUAUGAGGAUAGGAGUGCCACCAGAGAAACUGGGUCCAUAUUCCCCCUCAGACCACAGCUGCUACAAUGGAAGUGGGGCUGACUACAGAGGCACAGUCAGCAUCACUAAAUCUGGUCACCACUGCCAGCCAUGGAGUGCUCAGUACCCUCAUAGUCACCACGUGUCCCAGGAGUACCCCGAGCUCUGGGGGAGCCACAACUUCUGUCGGAACCCAGGAGGCCAGAUGCAGGCACCCUGGUGCUUCACCCUGGACCCUCAGGUCAGGGUUGACCUGUGUGACAUCCAGCCCUGCAAGCCUCCAGAGAACCCCAGGAAGGAGAUUCUAUUCAUUCUAAUCCCUGCAAUUGCCAUCCCAUUGGUCAUCGCUUGCCUCUUCUUUCUGGUUUGCAUGUGCCGCAAUAAGCAAAGGGAAUCUACUGACACACCACCUCGCUGCCAGCUCAACUGCUCACCCAGCCAGGAUGUGGAGCUGUCUCACCUCAAUCAGCAAAAACACCAGGCCAAGCUGCGGGAGAUCAACAUGUCAGCAGUACGAUUUAUGGAGGAGCUUGGUGAGGAUCGGUUUGGCAAGGUUUACAAAGGCCACCUGUAUGGCACAGCACCUGGUGAGCAGACCCAGGUUGUGGCCAUCAAGACAUUAAAGGACAAGGUUGAUCCCACACUCAGUGAUGAAUUUCGCCAUGAAGCAAUGCUCCGCUUUCACCUUCAACACCAAAAUAUUGUUUGUCUGCUGGGUGUGGUCACCAAGGAGCAGCCGAUGAGCAUGAUAUUCACCUACUCCAGCCUUGGUGACUUGCAUGAGUAUCUGGUGAUGCGUUCCCCCAACUCAGAUGUUGGCAGCUCAGAUGAUGACAAGACAGUCAAAUCCACACUGGAGCAGGCUGAUUUCCUUCAUGUCAUCACCCAGAUUGCUGCUGGAAUGGAGUACCUUUCCAGUCAGCAAGUAGUCCAUAAAGAUCUUGCUGCCCGAAACAUUCUUGUCUUUGACAAACUCAACAUCAAGAUCCUGGAUCUGGGCCUGUUCAGAGAUGUCUACUCGGCUGAUUACUACAAUCUCAUGGGCACAAGUCCUUUCCCCAUUCGUUGGAUGUCCCCAGAAGCUAUUAUGUAUGGCAAGUUCUCCACUGACUCAGACAUCUGGUCUUAUGGUGUGUUGCUGUGGGAGACCUUCAGUUAUGGUCUGCAGCCGUAUUGUGGCUACUCCAACCAGGAUGUGAUCGAGAUGGUGCGCAGCCACCAGCUACUGCCUUGUCCAGAUGACUGCCCAGCCUGGAUUUACACCCUUAUGCUGGAGUGUUGGAGUGAAUUCCAAGCAAGAAGGCCUCGCUUCAAGGACAUCCACACACGUCUGCGCUCCUGGGAGAGCCUGUCCAACUACAACAGCUCUGCUCAGACUUCAGGCACCAGCAACACAACCCAGACCAGCUCUCUCAGCACCAGCCCUGUUAGCAACAUCAGCAUGAGCACAGCAAAUGCAUCACGCUACACCAGCCCUAAAAAGAGCUCACCUUUCCAUCAGCCCCAGUUCAUGCCCAUGAAGGGUCAGAUGCAUCGACCAAUGGUGCCCCCACAGCUCUAUAUCCCUGUCAAUGGAUAUCACCCCAUGCCAGCUUACCCAUACCUGCAGAACUUUUACCCAAUGCAAAUAUCCAUGCCUAUGCCCCACCAGCAGAUUCACCACCCACCACAGAUGGUCACCAAAGCUGGUUCUCACCAUAGUGGCAGUGGUUCCACAUCUACAGGCUAUGUCACCACUGCCCCUUCCAACACUUCUGUGACAGAACGAGCAGCUUUGCUAAAUGAGGACUCCAAGGCCAAUGAUGAGGACUUGGCUGACGGGGAAUCCCAGGAAGAGCUAGAGCAUAAUGAGCACUUGUCAGUGCCUGAAACAGAAUUGCUAGGUGACAAUGACCAUCCACAGACUGACGAAUUGGCGAUCCACUCGUCAGACACAUAAGUGUGAUUCUGUUUGAAGGACAGUAGAGUUGAAAUAUUCUGUGAGCUGUGCUUGCUUGCCAUAAAUUUGAUGAGCAGCAUGAAGUGAAGGGAGCAAUUUUGCAGAACAGUGACUGAAUUUUUUUUACUAGUUUCUUAGAUAGUACUGACACAUAUGAAUGUCUAGUGUGUCUCACGUUUGUACCUCUUAAACUCCUGUCAAAGAUAAAGCAAAAUUAAUCAUGCAGUCCUCUAUAGACCUUGUUUUUAAAAUGUUGCCAUUCAUAAGAAUUUAUUUUCUUAAAGUUGCUGAGCAACACAAAACAUUUUUACAUUUUUACUUUAGAGGUUGCCUUGUCUUGAUAGACGUUUUGCCCUCUUGGAUGCACAUGGUGUACCAGACGCUUCUUUUCACUUGCUAGCAAGAACUUUUACUGGGAGGGCGUAAAGGUGGGGUUCACACCCCCUGCUAAACCACCGUCUCACUCUGGAUGACACACCCCUCCAUACAGUCACCCUGACCUACCAGUGGGAAUAGCUAGUUCACACCCUCUUCCCACCCAAUGCCAGUUGUGUUUAUUGGAAUGCACGACCAAGUCAGAGGUAUUACUACCAUAACCCAGAACUGAACCCAAGUUUCUGUAGUGGUGGACAAGUGUUUUGCUGGUGUGCAACUUGUGCAACACUUGAUGACAGUUUAAUGUUGUUUUUGAGGUUAUUAUUCUGUUGUUUGUGAAAGAUAGCCACAAUCAUAGAGCAAUAGAAUGUAUGAUGAAUAGACAUAUUUUAAGAGCUUCCAAAGAAACAGUCUAUGGGUUACUUUGUUAAUAAUUAUACUCAUGGAGAUAUAUUUUGGAACUUACCUCCAUCAAACAAAACUAAGAAUAAUAUGACAAUGAUGUCUUGUUUUUGUUUUGUUUUGUUUUUCAAGCCAGUGACAAAAUUUUAUGUGACUUAUUUCCCACUAGGUUGAUACCUUUAGCAUCAACUUUGAUAACCAAGUUGUACAGAUUUGUAAUUUAUGUACUUCGGUUUGAACAUUGUAUUUGUUUAUAUUUUUUCUUUAUUGGUGAACAUUGCUAAGCCUGGUGUUUAUAUGGUUUUUUAAUACAAUGUCCUUGCCACCAGAUAUUUGCUAUUUUAAGCAGUUGUAAUAUGCUUACCAUAUAUUGUGUACAUCCAUCUAUGGUGUAUCCAAGAAAGUCAAAUGAAUAAAACAAUGUAUUCCCCCUUAGUAAAAUAGGGAAACCAUGUACUAUCACUUUUUUAUUAUAUUUUGUCAUCAUCCUUAAAUGUUCAGGGAGUUAAAUACAUGGUUCACUGCACAGUCAAGUUACAUUAGGCCAAAAAGUAUACUUUGUAGUGAAGAAAAUCAUUAAUUGCUGAUACUAAUAAAAUAAUUUAAUUGAACACAUACUCCAACUUUCAAUUAGGGUUUAUUUACAAAUACUUUGGUGGGAUUAUAUUUCCCUGUAAACAUCAAAACAACA